ACGGGAUUGUUCCAGUACCAAAGCCACCACGACACAUCUCAUAUUACCAACAACAGCUCCAGCCAAACCUCCAGGAUGAGUUUGGGUGUGCUCAGGAGGGGUGGACCCAGAACAAAGAUGGCCGACCUCUGGAUGACAUCUACACACAUCUGUACAUCAGAGCUACUGGUGACGUCCACAUCAACACACAGCAUGAGGUCAUGCAGCUUGAAGCGGUGAAGCCAGCCGAUACAGAGACAACCAUUACACCUUGUGACAUGUUCAAACACCCCUCUAUAGAAGACAAAGCCAUAAGGACAGUCCUGACCAAUGGAAUCGCAGGAAUUGGAAAAACCUUUCUUGUGAACAAGUUUGUGUUGGACUGGUGUAAAGGAGAAACCAAUCAAGAUGUGCAUCUCAUUUUCCCCUUCACCUUCCGCCAGCUGAAUUUAAAGAAGGAGGACAAGUGGUGUUUGACAGAGCUCAUUCAUGAAUGUAUCUGGGGGACCAGAGACAUCAAAGAAGAAGCUCUCAAUUACAUCUUUACAGCUCUGCAGUCAUCAGGAAACACCAACUUUGACAGGAGUGAAUUCAAACUUCUGUUUGUUCUGGACGGACUGGAUGAGAGCCGCCUUGAUCUGGACUGCUCCACCAAUAAAAACAGGGCAGUUAAAAUUGAUGUGACAGCGCCGACCUCAGUGGACGAGCUGCUGACGAACCUCAUCACGAAGAAACUGCUUCCCUCUGCUCGCAUCUGGAUAACCACACGACCUGCAGCAGCCAAUCAGAUCCAUUCUGAUUUUGUAGACAUGAUGACAGAGGUCAGAGGGUUCACUGACCCACAGAAGGAGGAGUACUUUAGAAAGAGAUUCAGAGAUCAGGAGCGGGCCGACAGAAUCAUCUCCCACAUCAAGACAUCACGGAGCCUCCACAUCAUGUGCCACAUCCCAGUCUUCUGCUGGAUCACUGCUACAGUUCUGGAGGAGGUGAUGAAGACCAGAGAGGGAGGAGAGCUGCCCAAGACCCUGACUGAGAUGUACGCAGAAUUCCUGGUGUAUCAGAUUCAUCAGACAAAAGAGAAGUUUCACCCAGAAGAGUACAUUCAGUGUAUUGAGUCGUUAGCAAAACUGGCUUACCAUCAGUUGGAAAAGGGCAACCCGAUCUUCUACGAGAAAGAUCUCAAAGAGAGUGGCAUUGACGUCAGUGGAGCCUCGGUGUGUUCAGGAGUGUUCACAGAGAUCUUCAAAGAGCAACGUGGGAAGAAGAAGGAUAAAAAAAAGAUGUUUAACUUCAUCCAUCUGAGUGUUCAGGAGUUUCUGGCUGCUCUCCAUGUAGAGAGGGCAGUCAUUAACAGAAACAAGAACGUGAUGUUUGGGCAAAGUCUGGUUCAACAAAUGCAAACGGUUUUCAGCAAAAAAUCGGUGAUGUUUAAGGUCCACAGGUUUGCUAUUGACAAGGCCUUACAGAGUCCAAACGGACACCUGGACCUGUUCCUCCGAUUCCUCCUGGGUCUUUCACUAGAGACUAAUCAGAUUGUUCUGGAAGACCUGCUGAAACCGACAGGAACUAGCCCAGAAACCAAUCAGGAAACAGUGGAGUACAUCAAGAUGAAGAUCAGUGAGAAUCUGUCUGCAGAGAGAAGCAUCAAUCUGUUCCACUGUCUGAAUGAACUGAAUGAUGGUUCUCUAGUGGAGGAGAUCCAACAGGCCCUGAGUUCAGGAAGUCUCUCCACAGAUGAACUGUCUCCUGCUCAGUGGUCAGCUCUGGUCUUCAUCUUACGGUCAUCAGGAAACAAUCUGGACGUGUUUGACCUGAAGAAAUACUCUGCUUCAGAGGAGGCUCUUCUGAGGCUGCUGCCAGUGGUCAAAGCCUCCAUCAAAGCUCUGCUGAGUGGCUGUAACCUGUCAAAGAGAAGUUGUGAAGAUCUGUCCUCAGUUCUCAGCUCAGAGUCCUCUAGUCUGAGAGAGCUGGACCUGAGUAACAACAACCUGCAGGAUUCAGGAGUGAAGCUGCUCUCUGUUGGACUGAAGAGUCCACACUGCACUCUGGAGACUCUCAGGCUGAGUGUCUGUAACCUGUCAGAGAGAAGUUGUGAAGAUCUGUCCUCAGUUCUCAGCUCAGAGUCCUCUGGUCUGAGAGAGCUGGACCUGAGUAACAACAACCUGCAGGAUUCAGGAGUGGAGCUGCUCUCUGCUGGACUGGAGAGUCCACACUGUAAACUGGAGACACUCAGGCUGAGUGGCUGUAACCUGUCAGAGAGAAGUUGUGAAGAUCUGUCCUCAGUUCUCAGCUCAGAGUCCUCUAGUCUGAGAGAGCUGGACCUGAGUAACAACAACCUGCAGGAAUCAGGAGUGGAGCUGCUCUCUGUUGGACUGCAGGGUCCACACUGUAAACUGGAGACUCUCAGGCUGAGUGGCUGUAACCUGUCAGAGAUAAGUUGUGAAGAUCUGUCCCCAGUUCUCAGCUCAGAGUCCUCUAGUCUGAGAGAGCUGGACCUGAGUAACAACAACCUGCAGGAUUCAGGAGUGGAGCUGCUCUCUGCUGGACUGGAGAGUCCACACUGUAAACUGGAGACUCUCAGCCUGUCAGGCUGUCUGAUCACAGAGGAAGGCUGUACUUCUCUGGCCUCCAACCCCUCCCAUCUGAGAGUGCUGGACCUGACCUACAAUCAUCCAGGAAACUCUGGAGUGGAGCUACUGUCUGCUAGACUGGAGGAUCCACACUGGAGACUGGACACUCUCAGGCUGGAACCUGGUGGAGAGCAGUGGCUGAAACCUGGUCUGAGGAAGUAUUCCUGUGAACUCUCCCUGGACCAGAACACGAUGAACAGGAAACUCAAACUGUCUGACAACAACAGGACGGUGACAUGUGUGAUUGAGGAUCAGCCGUAUCCUGAUCAUCCAGAGAGGUUUGAGUCCUGGUAUCAGCUGCUGUGUAGAGAGGGUCUGACUGGUCGCUGUUACUGGGAGAUCCAGACCAAAGGAUGGGUUUACAUAUCAGUGAGUUACAGAGGAAUCAGCAGGAGAGGAAACCGAGAUGAAUGUUGGUUUGGACGUAAUGAUCAGUCCUGGAGUCUGUUCUGCUAUUAUGGUCGUUUCUCUGUCUGGCACAAUAACAGAGAAACAGUCCUCCCUGAGUCCUCCUCUUUCUCUGGUAGAGUAGCAGUGUAUGUGGACUGUCCUGCUGGCUCUCUGUCCUUCUACACAGUCUCCUCUGACUCACUGAUCCACCUCCACACCUUCAACACCACAUUCACUGAACCUCUCUAUCCUGGGUUUGGGUUUGCGUUUGGUUCCUCAGUGUCUCUGUGUUCUAUGUAGGGUCUAGGGUUAGGU
Molecule: messenger RNA, 3314 nt
Organism: Etheostoma spectabile (orangethroat darter)
Lineage: Eukaryota; Metazoa; Chordata; Actinopteri; Perciformes; Percidae
Product: NACHT, LRR and PYD domains-containing protein 12
Molecular function (GO): protein binding
Source: RefSeq, a predicted model, not a curated record